AUGCUUGCCACGCUGAUAGUUAUCACCAUAUCGACACCAAUUUUCGUGAUUGCAGCAGUACCUCUAGGUGUCGCCUACUUUUUUAUUCUGAGGUUUUAUGUUCCAACGUCUCGCCAGCUCAAACGACUUGAAAGUAUUCAUAGAUCUCCCAUUUAUUCCCACUUCGCCGAAACUAUCCAGGGGGCGAUAUCUAUUCGUGCUUUCAACAAGGUGUCUUCUCUAUACUUCCUUAUCUCAAUCUCUGUGGAAGAUUUCCGCAACGCGUCUGCUAAAGUUGUCGAUGCUUUCAUCAAAUGUAGAUACUCGAAUGUAGCCGCAAAUCGAUGGUUAGCCAUUCGACUGGAGUUUGUAGGAAACUUAGUGAUUUUUUUUGCUGCUCUUUUCGCAGUAAUUUCAAGAGAAUUAGGGUGGGUCACCGAUCCCGGAGUUAUUGGAGUAUCAAUCACAUAUGCUCUCACUAUCACUGAAGUUCUAAACUUUGGAGUACGCCAGAUUAGCGAGAUUGAAGCGAAUAUUGUUGCAGUGGAGCGAAUAAACGAGUAUACUGUCUCGCCAACCGAGGCUCAGUGGGAAUCUGAACGUAAGCCACCGAGCGGUUGGCCCUCUCAUGGCACCUCAUUGCGACGAUUCAGAUAUCGAGAUGGUCUCGACCUCGUUUUGAAAGGAAUCUCUGCUGAUGUACACGAAGGAGAGAAAAUAGGAAUUGUAGGAAGAACGGGAGCAGGGAAAAGCUCAUUUGCGCUUGCACUUUUUCGAAUGAUUGAACCCGUUUCCGGAAAGAUUUUUAUUGACGAUAUCGAUACCUCAGUAGUAGGACUGCACGAUUUGCGAAAUGGCUUAACCAUUAUUCCACAGUUUUUCGUGCUUUUUCUGGAUCAAACCCGGGCCCAAUGUAAAGUGUGGUAA
Molecule: messenger RNA, 906 nt
Organism: Strongylus vulgaris
Lineage: Eukaryota; Metazoa; Nematoda; Chromadorea; Rhabditida; Strongylidae
Source: the annotation of a GenBank genome assembly